Messenger RNA from Ambispora gerdemannii, 1215 nucleotides. The record is from the annotation of a GenBank genome assembly. Lineage: Eukaryota; Fungi; Glomeromycota; Glomeromycetes; Archaeosporales; Ambisporaceae.
AUGUCUUUAUUUGACAAUACCGAUUCAUUAACAGCAAGUAGAACAAAUUCUCAAAAUUCUUCACCUCGAGACCAAAAUUUAGAAUAUGUGUUGAAUUGUGAAUCUAAUAACAUCGAUAAUAAUGCAUUUUCAUCAAUAUCUAAUAAUUCUAACGCGAAUCCAGUUGAAGAUGAUGAUUCAACAUCAACUAGACAACAAAAACGUCGCGGUAGAAAGCCAAAAUAUCCAGACCCGACUCCUGGUUACAGGUCUAGUUAUAGUGUCAAUAGGAGUUUCACUCAAGCUGAAGUCGUCCUUUUAAAGCAUAUUCUAAAAGAGUCCGGUCAACAGUUACAACAUAAUCCAGACAUGGAUAUGAAAAUUGUUGAACAAGUCACUGAUACUACAAUGGUUUUCCCUGUACAUGAAGAGAAUCCAAAGAAUCAAGAAUUAUUAUCAAACGCAAGAAGAAAAAGAUCUCGUAAUGUGACUUCUCCUUAUCAAUCAAGAGUUUUACGUAAAGUAUUGGCUGUUACAUCAUUUCCUUCGACUGAAAUGCGUGAAGCUCUUGCGAAUGCUUUAAAUAUGCAUCCACGUACUGUUCAAAUUUGGUUUCAAAAUCAACGUCAAAAAGCAAAAAACAACCCUCAAACGCCAACAACAAUCACUAAUAUGACAACUACAGCUUCAUCACAGAUGAAUCAUGGAGGUGGAGGAAUGACCCAACUUAGUGGUUAUAGUCCUGAAUUAGUGCCAAUGACGAUACCAGCCGUUGGUACAAGUGCGAUUUACUAUAAUUUAACAAUGUUUCCAAAUAAUAAUGUUGUUCAAGGUGCUAUCAAUUCUCAAGCAAUUCUUACUCCUCCAAUUUCAGAAGAUUCUCAACAUCAUUCACACCCACAUUUACAACAACAUGGGCAAUUACAAUUAUCCACACAAAGUUACUUGCCAGUUGCUACAACUUAUAUGAGUGCUGCACAAUUUGCAACAGCUGUUGGAUCCCCUUACACAAUUUUACCCAUGUUUCAAUCUUCCACGCCAUCGCCACCAACACCAACUCACUUACAAGCCUCAUUCCAUCAUCCUCAAUUUUUUCACCAAACAUCGUCAUCGCCCACCACUCCAACAACAACACACCAAUUUCCAAGUUAUCUUCCUACCACUACAGCAACCACAACUACCACUACAUAUCAUCAUCCACCACUUUCCCAAGCAGAUUACGAACUUGGUAAUUAA